This is a messenger RNA of Anarrhichthys ocellatus (wolf-eel), 2175 nucleotides long. It is a transcript of the gene flad1, whose product is annotated as flavin adenine dinucleotide synthetase 1. The record is from RefSeq and is a predicted model, not a curated record. Lineage: Eukaryota; Metazoa; Chordata; Actinopteri; Perciformes; Anarhichadidae. Bases 477 to 2060 code for a protein of 527 amino acids. Gene Ontology annotation, biological process: FAD biosynthetic process. The transcript is spliced from 11 exons. Gene Ontology annotation, molecular function: FMN adenylyltransferase activity.
UUGCUUAUGUUUUGGGCAGCAGAGAAGAAGAAAGGAAGGUCUUCGUAGAAUGUAUUACACUGCUAUACGCCAGCCAUGGUGAAGAUGGUGCAAAACGAAAACUUGCACAUAUACGAGUUGUCGGUACUGUUCUGAUCAGCCUAUUAUUUGUUACUUUGUCCAAAGGACACAUACUGCUCAUUCUGCGACCAUCGGGAUAUUUACUUCCGCAUAGAUAAAGGCUGACCGUCGAGACAGAAUUCCGUGAACCUGAUUGGCUGUCGGACCUCUCUGGAUCCCGUUCUUAUCUGUGAUUGGACGGUUUACGAAAAGGGGUUUGAGUGACGUGUACCCUCAAUGCACGUACCCACGAACGGUUGGAUAAGCAACGAGGUCAUAUGCGACUCAGGAAUACUCCCUGGUAGGAGACAAGUUAUGAAGGAGAAGAAGGCCUAAACUGUAUUGAAACAAUUAAGCAUACUCCAUAUGGAUGCUUCAUGUUGACCCUGGUUUUCCCCAAACUGAGUCGAGCAGUGGUGCGUGUGAGGAAACUGGCGGUGCAUCUCUCUAAAGCAACCAUGUCCACAAACAACCCGGGCUCCAGUCCGUCCUUUGCAGCCAACGGGGAUGCUCCCACUGCAGCCAUUCUCAUCAUCGGAGAUGAGAUACUCAAGGGUCACACACUGGACACAAACAGUGCCUUUCUGACACGAGCCCUAAGAAAGCUCGGGGUGUCCGUGCUGCGCAUAACGGUCAUACCCGACGUGCAGGAGGUCAUCGCCAAAGAGGUGGCCCUGCUCUCCCCUCAGUAUACACACCUCAUCACCUCAGGGGGCAUAGGCCCCACCCACGACGACAUCACCUUUGAGAGUGUCGCCAUGGCAUUCCAAGAGGAGUUGCACUCCCACCCUGAGCUCGCCCGGUUGGUUGAGGAAUUUUACGGGGUGGCCGAUAAGGACAGUGCCGCCAUGAAGCUAGCCAUGGUGCCUCGCUCGGCCCAUCUCAACUAUGGAACCGACCCUCAGACUGGACAACUGCUCCGCUACCCGGUGGUCAGCGUGCGUAACGUGUAUAUCUUUCCUGGGAUCCCGACUCUGAUGGAGAGGGCCUUCAGUGGGCUGGAGCACGUCUUUGCUGCUUCAGGGACCACUUUUCACACCCGUGAGGUGUUUGUGGAUGCAGACGAAGCAGAUAUCGCCCCCGUGCUGACAAAACUGCAGGCUGCUUGGGGUCGGAAGGUGGCUCUUGGCUCCUACCCCGACUGGUUGAGCAACUAUCACAGAGUCCGGCUGGUCCUGGACUCGGAUAGCCAGGAGGAGGUGGACAAAGCCCGGGCACAGCUGCUGGACGAGCUGCCGAAGGGAAGCGUGGUGCCCUUAGUGACUGACUCGGUGUCCAUCGCCACUGCUGAGGUGUACAGACUGGCCAACAGCGGCACACUGUUGGGUGAGAAAGUUAUGUCCGCGCUGAAAACGAUAGAGGCUGCACUGGAUCAGUAUUCGACGGAGGAAGUCUGCAUCGGCUUCAACGGAGGCAAAGACUGCACAGCGCUGCUCCAUCUCUACUAUGCAGCGCUGAAACGACGAUACCCAGAUGGUAAAGACAAGGUGAAAGCCCUCUAUAUCCGUAUCGUCUCUCCAUUCCCAGAAAUGGAGAGAUUCCUUCAGGACACGAUAAAGAGAUAUGACUUGGAGAUAUUCUCCGUGGAGGGCAGUAUACGGCAGGCGCUUAGCGAGGUGCAGGAGAGGAGGCCGGAGCUGAAAGCUGUCCUUAUGGGAACCAGGAGGAGUGACCCCUACUCGCACACACUCGCGGCCAUGUGUCCCACUGACCCCGGCUGGCCAGACUACAUGAGAGUCAACCCAUUACUGGACUGGACGUAUCGUGACAUCUGGUCGCUCUUGAGGACGUUAUAUGUUCCCUACUGUAUUCUCUAUGAUAAAGGGUACACCUCACUUGGCAGUAUGGACAACACCUGUCGAAACACUUCCCUCCAGAUGGUGGAUGGGAGGGGGGUGUCGCGGUACAAGGCGGCCUACCUCCUGGAGAACGAAGAGGAGGAGCGAAACUCCCGUGCCUGAUGCGGUCUCACUUCUCACCGUGUCACCUGUUACUGAUCCAGCCUGGUUUUCCACCCCCUUGCACACAUGAAAACGUGGCCGUUUUUUUAAAAUCAAGUCGUCAUGCGAAUAUUUG